Eremomyces bilateralis CBS 781.70 is the source of this 2195-nucleotide messenger RNA. RefSeq lists its product as uncharacterized. Gene Ontology annotation, cellular component: membrane. The record is from RefSeq and is a predicted model, not a curated record. The coding region runs from base 347 to 2170 and encodes 607 amino acids. Lineage: Eukaryota; Fungi; Ascomycota; Dothideomycetes; Eremomycetales; Eremomycetaceae. The transcript is spliced from 3 exons. Gene Ontology annotation, molecular function: L-amino acid transmembrane transporter activity. Gene Ontology annotation, biological process: amino acid transmembrane transport.
GAUGGCUUGAGACCAUGGAGGCGCUGCAUCACUGCGGUCACGAUGGUUCGAGAUGCCCAGUUGUAAAUGAGCAACAAAAUAAGAAGUCUAGGCCCAGUCCGCCAAGAUAGCCUUGUGUGCUCACCGAGAUCAUUGGAGCUGAGGAUGCGCAAUUUACCUAAAGUAUCGCUCUUCGCGACAAUGGCGUACUGGGUAGGCGAAUCUAGCCUUGCGAAAAAGGGCAAGGUAGAAGCACCGCAGCGAUGAGGCUGCAGAUCAGGAGACGCACUGUGGUGCGUUGCUACAAAAGGUGGCUGUCUUCGCUUUCAUGUUGGAUUCACUCGAAUGAGCUCAGCAAUGAAUCAUUAUGGCGGCCUUUGACCAAGUAGAGUUUGAAGAUGUGCUCCGGGAUCUCGACGAAGGCCAUCAACGCGUUGAUCGCGCCCCCAGCACCAGCGAGUUGCUCGGCCCCUUCAGCAUCAUCUGCCUCUUUCUGAACCGUACCAUAGGUUCGGGAAUCUUCAUGCUCCCGGGAAAGGUCCUCGCUGGAACUGGCAGCGUCGGAGCAUCGCUACUCCUGUGGGCCUUCGGGGCCCUCAUACACCUCUGCGGUUUAUUAGUUUGGCUUGAACUGGGACUUUCGGUGCCGUUCCGAAAUGUCCCAGGCACCAACGAGCAGAAGAGUGUACCGCGCAGCGGGGGAGAACUCAACUAUCUUCAAUUCAUAUUCUACAGAUCCAAGCUCUUGACCGCUUGCAUGUAUGGCAUCCCGUACAUUAUUGUCGGCAGCCUAGCCGGUAAUUCGAUUGCGAUCGGGAAGUUCGUGAUGGAAGCCGCUGGCCACGAGAAACCUAGUCGAGGUCCGAUAAUAGGCAUUGCACUCGUUGCGUUGACAGCCGCGGUGCUAGUGCAUGUCUGUUCGCGCCGAGGCGGAAUUUUGGUCAACAAUACCUUCGCGAUUCUAAAAGUCCUCCUGCUGGUGGUGAUUAUCAUUUUCGGUUUCAUUAAGGCUGGGGGGAAGCGCUUUGGGGGGCAGCCUCCUGCGACUGACAACUUCGAUCUGGACAAAUCGUUCAGCGGACCGAAGAGGACGGUCGUCCACUACGUGGAUGCGUUGAUGUGUGUGCUAUAUCCAUACUCUGGGUUCCAGCAGCCAUUCUACGUCCUUAGCGAAGUCCGCCACCCCAGAAAAAUCUUCCCAAAGUCGACGAUCCUCGCACUAUGCAUCGGAGCCACGCUCUUCAUGCUUGUGAACAUCGCGUACUUUCUGGCUGUCCCGAAAGAGGUGCAGUUGAAAAAUCCCAGUAUACCCAUGGCAUCCCUCUUCUUUCAACACAUGUUCGGCGACCACCGUGCAAAGCAAGCCAUGUCCGGCCUAGCGGCUUUCUCGAUCUUCGGGAACAUUGUUGUGAUGACCUUCACCGCCUCGCGAGUGAAGCAGGAGAUUGCCAAGGAAGGCGUCCUGCCAUUUUCGCUAUUCUUUGCAACGAGCAUGACCACUCCGUGGGCAUGGUUCAAGGCAAAAUGGAGCAGGAGGCCAGCAUCCGACAGCGAAGAUGAGCGCCUUGAGCAGACCCCAAUGGCGGCUUUGGGUUUGCACUGGGCUAUGUCAGUGCUGUUGGUCGGCGUCACCGCAAUGCUUCCGCCCGAAACGUCGUAUGCUGUCCUCGUCGAUCUAUACAGCUAUACCAUCAGGGUUCUGGCGCCUCUGAUCGUGUCGGGGGGGCUGCUGUACCUGAAGUUCAAACCGAGCGUCCAGUGGUCAUCCAGGGCAAACUUCAUACCCUGGCUAUCGCCUACUCACGUCGUCGUCUAUUUCUUGACCUUGGGCUUCCUUGCUAUAGCAUCGUUCGCCAAGCCCCCGGCUGAGUCUCCGUCUGCUUUGACCGAAUCUUUGUCUGCUUCGGUUGCUGUUCCCGUGAAGUGGUUCAUCGUUCCAACGGUCGGCAUUUCAGCGUUGACGUGGGGGUUGAUUUGGUUCUUGGGACUCAAAGUCGUCAUGUGGUCGGUGGGAAGGGAGUUGAACGUUACCAGGACACCGAUAAUUGUGCCGGACAUCGACAGUCAGUGGGUGCAGAAGGCUGAACUGAUCGAGCAUGAGUGGCAUACACGAAGUCACCGCCGGACAAAGCCUGCCUCACCUUGUGAAGAUGGGAUAGAGAUGGCAUCUUCUAGUUCAGUAUCGAUUUGAUUGCUUGUAGCACGGUUAGUGGCGG